Talaromyces atroroseus is the source of this 1611-nucleotide messenger RNA. RefSeq lists its product as hypothetical. NCBI's taxonomy places the organism in Eukaryota, Fungi, Ascomycota, Eurotiomycetes, Eurotiales, Trichocomaceae. The record is from RefSeq and is a predicted model, not a curated record. Gene Ontology annotation, molecular function: glutathione binding; glutathione synthase activity; ATP binding. The transcript has a single exon. Gene Ontology annotation, biological process: glutathione biosynthetic process. Bases 1 to 1611 code for a protein of 536 amino acids. Gene Ontology annotation, cellular component: cytosol.
AUGAACACCUACAGCUAUGCCUACCCCCCCGACAACCUCUCUCCAUCCCACUUCCACACCCUCAUCACCCACAUCAAAGACUACCAAGCCAACCACGGCUCCUUAAUCAAAGUCAUCGGCCACGAGACACAGCACAGCGUCCUGCUCCAGCCCGUUGGCACUACUGUGUUCCCGAGUUUGUUCCCUCGCAGGCUGUUCCAGCAAGCUACCGAUGACUUACAGCUUUUAUACAAUGAAUUGUACUGCAAGCUUGCUCAAGAUCCGGAGUGGCUGUAUGCUGUCACGGCCCCGUUGAGGAAGACAGAGCCUUUGGUUGAUGCGCUGUGGUGUGUCUAUGAAGAAGUUCAGAGGCGGCGCAGCAGUAAUGACACUGCGCAAUGCCUGGUAGAGCAGAAGGUGCAUGCAGGCAUUUUCAGGUCGGAUUAUAUGCUUCAUACUGGUCAGCAUGAGAGCGAUGAUGAUGACGACGACGAAGAUCAGAUCUGGACGCGAAAUAUGUCCCUGAAACAGGUGGAAUUCAACUCAUAUUCCUGCGCUGGUGGGUGCCACGCAAACAAAGUCGCUAAUAUGCACCGACACCUUGUUCAACGGGGUGUAUAUGAUUUUUCCUCCGAGAAUACGAGCACAAAGAUCACCCCAUCAUCCCUGCCCCAAAACAAUACAAUACAAGGUAUUGCAUCUCUACUCGCUUCAGCGCACAGAACCUACGGAAACAGACCCUACAACUCAGCUGCCUCCUGCACUGCAGUUCUGAUGAUCGUGCAACCGAACAAUUUCAACAUCGCCGACGAGCGACCCAUUGAAUACGCAUUAUGGAACUGGGAGGACAACAAUAAUCCAAUUCCUACAUAUAGACUUGAAUGGCAAGAUAUAUUACGCUCUACAACUCUCACCCCAACAGGAGAGCUGCUACUCCGUAUACACCCAUCUGAGAAAACCCCCAUCGAGGUUUCAGUAAUCUACCACCGAGCCGGCUAUGAGCCUCACGAGUAUGAUGACAAUCAUUAUGGAAAAGAGAUUCGCAUCAGACUUGAAUUGUCGCGAGCAAUCAAAUGCCCUUCUAUCCUGGGACAUAUCACCACAAUUAAAAAAGUCCAACAAGCCCUCACUGCCCCGGGGGUUCUGGAACGCUGGCUCGCCCCUAGCAAAGCCAGUGUGAUUCGGGAUACAUUUGUAAAUAUUGAUGCACUCGACAGCGAAAAUAUAUCGUCUGUGGCCAAGGAUCAAUACAUUCUCAAACCAGUCUCCCUCGAAGGCGGGGGUCACAAUACGUACGAUUCUGCCGAGAUUCGAAAUUUUAUAAGUGAGUUACCGCCAAAUUCGCCGCUGCGGAAGGCUUAUAUUCUCAUGGAAAGGAUUCAGUCUCCGAGAAAUGUGUAUGGGGUGCUGAUGACUUCGUCGAGGGGCGUUGUGGCUGAUGAGGUUGUGUCAGAGUUGGGCGUUUUUGGGGGGUGUCUUUGGUCGGAUGCUCGCAAAGAAGAGAAUAACUCGUGCCGCGUAAUUGAAAAUAGGGUUGUGGGUUGGUCUUUCAAGACCAAAGAGAUAGACGUGGAUGAGAUGAGUGUUGUUAAAGGUUAUGGAUGUUUUGAUACCCCUUUUUUGAUCGGUUAG